GGGCCCCUGAGGCGCCUCCGCCCAUUGCGCUCCCCGCCCCUCGACCGCGACCGACUCCCGGGGACGGGAAAGGGGCCGCCGCGCAGGGGGCAUGUGGGCUCGCCGUCGCCAGCGCUGCAGCUGUCCCCGCGAGAUUUCUAGGAUUUUGAAGGAUCCCUGGGCCCUGGGUGGGCAGGAGAUGGAGGCUGGCUUCAAGCCUUAGGCUUUCUUCUGGGGUCCCCUUGACAGCCUGAGAAGGGAUGCUAUUCCUAUUUUCACAGACUGAGCUUCCAGGUUUACUUAAUUUACUUUAUGUGGAUACAUGUUUUGCCAGCAUGUAUGCAUGUGCACCCACACAUAUGCCUGGUGCCCAUGGAGUCAGAAGAGUAUGUUGGAGCCCUUAGAACUGGAGUCCUGGAUGGUUGGGAACCAUAAUCGUAUUUACAUGUGCUGUAAAUGAAGACUCCUGACUUCAUUGUUCUCCUGGACUGGGCUCGACUCCCCCAUAGCCUGUGGCAAGCGCCUUUGGUUAUGGCCAGUAACCCCUGCGCCAGGUAGCAUCCUGUACCAACUUUGAAUAUCAACAGGAAGUGACUGGGUAGCAAACAUUCAAGAUCAUAAAUUACUACUGCUGAAGUAACCUCGAAAAAGAAGAAAUCCAGAAUUGGCAGCAUGGCAAAGAUAACCAGAGCUGGCUCGGCAUCCCCUCCUGAUGGAGGCUGGGGCUGGAUGAUUGUGGCUGGCUGUUUUCUUGUUACCAUCUGCACCAGGGCAGUCACCAGAUGUAUCUCCAUAUUUUUUGUGGAGUUUCAGACGUACUUUGCUCAGGAUUAUUCACAAACAGCAUGGAUCCAUUCCAUUGUAGACUGUAUGACAAUGCUCUGUGCUCCACUUGGGAGUGUUGUCAGUAACCACUUAUCCUGUCAAGUGGGAAUCAUGCUCGGCGGCUUGCUGGCCUCUACUGGCUUCAUCCUGAGCUCCUUUGCCACGAGCCUGAGGCACCUCUACCUCACUCUGGGAGUCCUUACAGGUCUUGGGUUUGCACUUUGUUACUCUCCGGCAAUUGCCAUGGUGGGCAAGUAUUUCAGCAGGCGGAAAGCCCUCGCUUACGGGAUUGCCUUGUCCGGAAGUGGCAUCGGUACCUUCAUCCUGGCUCCUGUGGUUCAGCUCCUGAUUGAACAGUUCUCCUGGCGAGGAGCCCUGCUCAUUCUCGGAGGCUUCGUUCUGAACCUCUGUGUCUGUGGUGCUCUGAUGCGUCCAAUUACUCUCAGAGAGGACCAUUCGUGUCCAGAGAAAAAUCACGACCACGGAACUCCGAGAGAAGACUGUAAGCAGGCGUCUCCCUACUCACCGUUGACCAAAGAAUGGACAGAGACCCGCUUUUGCUGCUCUUUGCAGCAGGAGUACGGUUUUUUACUGAUGUCAGACUUCGUCGUGUUAGCCGUCUCUGUUCUGUUCAUGGCUUACGGCUGCAGCCCUCUCUUCGUGUACCUGGUGCCUUAUGCUUUGAGUGUCGGAGUGAGCCACCAUCAAGCUGCUUUCCUUAUGUCCAUACUCGGUGUGAUUGACAUUGUUGGCAACAUCACAUUUGGAUGGCUAACUGACCGAAGGUGUCUGAAGAAUUACCGGUAUAUUUGCUACCUCUUUGCUGUGGCACUAGAUGGGCUGUGCUAUCUGUGUCUCCCAAUGCUUCAAAGUUUCCCCCUUCUUGUGCCUUUCUCUUGUACUUUUGGCUACUUUGAUGGUGCCUAUGUUACCUUGAUCCCAGUAGUGACCGCAGAGAUAGUAGGGACCACCUCCCUGUCAUCAGCACUCGGCGUGGUAUACUUCCUUCAUGCAGUGCCAUACUUGGUGAGCCCACCCAUCGCAGGAUGGCUGGUGGAUACGACAGGCAGCUAUGCCGCAGCAUUUCUUCUAUGCGGAUUUGCCAUGAUAUUUAGUUCCGUACUGCUUGGCUUCGCCAGAAUUGUAAAGAGGAUGAAGAGAACACAGCCGCCAUUCCUGGCCAAAGAAUCAGACCCCAAGCGGCAGCUAUGGACAAAUGGAUCAGUGGCCUACUCUGUAGCAAGGGAGUUAGAUCAGAAAGACGAGGAAUCCAUGGCCACCGCCGUGUCUGGUUGCAACCUCACGUGACCAGUGUGGCCUUACCCCUGGGAAUCUUCAAGUCUGAUGGACCAGAGGCUACCAGAUUGUUUAGAGUUUGGAAGUAUCUUAUUUUGACAGUGUAUCACCUCCCAGGAAAAUCAUUAAUAUUGUUUUGCUAACAUAUUUAUAAGGGGGAAGUAACCCGUAGCAAGGAAAUCUGGAGUAGCCUAGAAUUUUUUCAUUCGGGGUUUAUACUCAGUACACAGCUUAAUUCCACCAGGAGGUCAGCACGUAGUUGAUGGGAUUAGCAAGGGUAACUCUAGAGCAGGGGCCACUGAGUAGCAGUUUUGUCAUCACAAAGUCCCAGUCUCUCUCUCUCUCUCUCUCUCUCUCUCUCUCUCUCUCUCUCUCUCUCUCUCUCUCCUCUCAUUCUGAGUGAGCAUGGGGUGCACUGGCAGAGAGUGGAGAGGCAGAGAUUGCCAGAGGGCAGAGUGCCUCAGUUUUUAGAUGGCAAAGCUGUAUUUUAGACUUUUUGGAAGACAAUGGUUAAUAUACAAUGAUUGUCUUUUCUUAGUUUCCCAGCCAACUUGUGACUCUUCCAAUGCGUAGACAUCACUCCAGAGUCUGAACAAUCAUGAAACACCAUGGUUAGAUUGAAUGUUAGAGGGUGGCUAGUAGUAAUAGUUUGAAAUUGUUUUGUUGAAACAGGAAGCUCUCUUGGUCAGACUGUGUCCCUGACACUCACCUCUGUCACUAGCACAACCCAUUCAAGGGAUGGGGCAUCGUCUCCAUCUUUUCACAGACCAGGAAUCCCCACCUUCUUCUUCUUCAAAAAAAAAAAAAAAAGUUUUGAUUUGAAUUGUAGACACAUUCCUGUUAGGACUAGAAAAAUGUUGACUGUAUUCCAACUGAGCAGUAAUUGAAUUCUCAAGUCAGCAGGUAUCUGGUGAGAGGAGUUUUCUCUGCAAAGCAGUCAUUAUUAAAUUCGUCGUUGUCCAGAAGAGGGCUUGGGGGUUUUUCCUAUCGUACAGAUGAUCUAAAAAUGGCAUUCAGUGUUUCUUGUUGGAUAAUAACUGUAAAUCUGACUCAUUGGCUUAGAAUCAUCUGCUCAUUCUCAAAAGCCUGACUCUCCUGAAUUUUCAGAUUGGAGAAGAGGACAAGGGUUAACGAGAGGAAGGGUGGCACUCUCUGUUUAUCUCCAGCUGUUUCAAAUCCACAGAAUGAAGAGUCCUGAGUCCUCAAUCAUGUCCCAUCUGCAAAGAAGGACAAGUUAUGUAAUUAUUAAAAGGGGAUUUUUAAUUGUUCAAGAGUUUAAAUACAAGUCACAAGGAAACAUUUUCAUCUCAAGGCCAUUUAACCUAUUGCCCCCAAGAGGCCUCAGAGUGAAUUUUGCCAGACAUGGUGCUGGGAGAAAUAACAAAGCAUUGAGGAAAGUCAGGGGAUGGCUGAGUCCUUGCUUGAACUGAGGCAUGUUUGUGUUGCUAUAUUCCUUUCAUAAUGAGAUAAUGGCUUGAUUUGAUGGAGAAAAUUAUACUACUUCAUUGUAGAUUUUAACAGAGAAAUUUGAAUGUUCUGUCUUUAUUCAACCUGGGGCUUUAGUUUUGUAUCUAUUUACUUUGUUAUUUGUGACUUUAAAAACAUUUUGGGUAUAUCUGUAAAAAUUUAAAGUUAAAAUGAAAUACUUGUUUUGGAAUAGCACUUUACCUUAAGUGUCAUUUUUUAAAUUUUAAAAAUGAUUUUAAAAAAUUAAGUGCUCUUAUUUGUAUGUUUUCAAAGCAUUGACUAUAGUAAAUUUUUGUUUAUGUGAUUCUAUAAUAUAAUAUAAUUCUCUAUUGUGUUUAUGAAAAGCUAGGAUAGUGAUCAAAGGUAUUAAAAUUUAUAUAAAAAUAUUUCAAAUCUUUUGACUUUAUACAUGCAAUAAAUUUGUACUCUAACUUUCUUGGGGCAACAUUUUUGAAGAACCAGUAAGAAAAGCUCUAGCUCUUAGAGUUUACAGUUUUGGCAUCUAUACAAAAUUUACUGUUUUUUUUUUUCUCCAUGUAUUUAAGUGGUUGAUUCCAAAGCUAAGGAAUUCAUGGGAACAGUGCAUUUUAUGAAAUCGAGAAUAAAACUGUAGAGGAAUGAUUCUAUGCCUUAAAUAUUUGUUUAUCCAACUGUAAGUUCUACUUUGGAACUAAGUAGGAAAACAAGAAAUAAUCUAACUUUUCAAUGUGCCAUUUAUUCCUUUAAGUUAUAAUUUUACUAAUGGAUCAGAUAUGUAGGCUAAUGUUUUUCUAGUACAAAGGCAAAAUAAAAUUGAUUUAUAGUCA
Meriones unguiculatus (Mongolian gerbil) is the source of this 4373-nucleotide messenger RNA. RefSeq names its product solute carrier family 16 member 12 (gene Slc16a12). Gene Ontology annotation, biological process: transmembrane transport; monocarboxylic acid transport. NCBI's taxonomy places the organism in Eukaryota, Metazoa, Chordata, Mammalia, Rodentia, Muridae. The transcript has 10 exons. The record is from RefSeq and is a predicted model, not a curated record. The coding region runs from base 652 to 2112 and encodes 486 amino acids. Gene Ontology annotation, molecular function: monocarboxylic acid transmembrane transporter activity.